AUGGAUGAGUGGUUCACCGUGCGGCCUUUCUGCUUAAAGCUGCUGAGUGUUUGUUUGCUGGUCAGGGCGGCUGGGGUGGCUGGCUGCUCCUCGGAAUGCAGCUGCACCCAGUUCCUGACCAACUGCACAGGGAGUCACCUCCGGCAGCUCCCCGCUGGGAUCCCGCUCAGCACCCAGCAGCUCAUCCUGUCAGACAACAACAUCUCCAUCCUGCCCCCGCUCGCCCUCAACUACCUGGGCGGCCUGCUGUACCUGGACUUCAGCAACAACUCCCUCACUGAGAUCUCGCACAGCUCCCUGCUCAACCUGAAGAUCCUGGUCUACUUGGAUCUCAGCCGCAACCAACUGCGGAGGAUCACCCACCUCACCUUCAGGUCCCUGACCGGUAUGGUGGUGCUGAAGGCCAGCCGCAACAAGGAGCUAGACUUCAUUGACAACCGUGCGUUCUCCACAAACCAGAAACUGCAAGAGCUUGACAUCAGCGGCAAUGGGCUGACUUUCAUUGAUGCCAGCAUGUUAGAAGCACUUCCCCACUUGCGCUCUGUGCGCCUGUCUGGGAAUCCUUGGACCUGUAACUGCAGCACUCAUUUACUGAUGGCUCACUUCAACAGAUUCAAAAGGAAAGAGCUCAAGCGUUAUCGUAAACUUCGUCGGGCCAUCUCAUUUAAAUACUCAAAGCGGCCUAAUGUGAUGACUCAGGAACACAUUGCCAAAGCUAAUACAAAUAUAGGUGUUCAUGCAGGAACAAAACACAGUGGAUGA
Messenger RNA from Hemiscyllium ocellatum (epaulette shark), 762 nucleotides. Its product is annotated as leucine-rich repeat-containing protein 52-like. Gene Ontology annotation, molecular function: protein binding. The coding region runs from base 1 to 762 and encodes 253 amino acids. The record is from RefSeq and is a predicted model, not a curated record. Lineage: Eukaryota; Metazoa; Chordata; Chondrichthyes; Orectolobiformes; Hemiscylliidae. The transcript has 2 exons.